Seriola aureovittata is the source of this 8229-nucleotide messenger RNA. Its product is annotated as tenascin. Bases 422 to 7054 code for a protein of 2210 amino acids. The record is from RefSeq and is a predicted model, not a curated record. The transcript is spliced from 20 exons. NCBI's taxonomy places the organism in Eukaryota, Metazoa, Chordata, Actinopteri, Carangiformes, Carangidae. Gene Ontology annotation, molecular function: protein binding.
CCUCCCUCCGGUUCUGUUGGUCAGUCAAUGAGAGCUUCACAGAGCUGGACAGAGACAGACAUCUGGACCGACAGAGAGACAGAGAGACAGAGAGCCAGAGAGUCGUCACAGCUCUGAGCAGGGGGAAAAUCCCUGGAGUCCAAAGGACAGGAGGGAGGAAAUUCAACCAGCGAUUGUCAUCACCUCUUUGGCGACUGAGUGAAACGCGGUGACAGCAGCUGACGGAGAGCCCUGAGACCUGCAGAGCGACUGCUACAAAUCCUUACAUCCUUUUAAACCCUCUGAAGAUCUUGGAAGCAAUCAGCAUCAGCUCGUCCAAACAAACCUCAAGUCUCCUGAGCAGACCCAUAGUCCGGCGUCUUUCCCUUCCCUCCUUUUCCUAAACAACCGGAGGGACUGUUUUCCUGGUCCGACACCAGCAAUGCUUCCCUUCAUCCCUUCCCUCCUCCUCAUCCUCCUCCUGGCUGGUCCGGCCCUCCUGACCCCAUCAACCUCCAGGGAGCUGCAGGUCAGGGGUCACAGGACACCGAGGGACACCAAGCAGGACUCCAUCAAGGUGGUGAUCUCCGAGGGUUGCGCCAACCAAGCUGAUUCAUCUGAUGUCAGCCAAGGAGGUAAAGAAAUCGACCUGGUCCCUGGCUCUCCUCUGGUCCUGACCCACAAGAUCAGACUGGUCCCAUCAAAUUCAGGAUCAGGGUCCGGGUCUUGCGGCUGCGAGGCGGACUUCGCUGCCCUUCGGGAGCGUUUGGAGAGGCUGGAGCGGGAGGUGUCGACCCUCAGGGAGAAAUGUGGAGGAGCCGAGGGAGGAUGCUGCACCUCCAAGGAGAGCAAAGGUGCAGGUUGCUCCAUCAAACCAGACAUCAGCGAGUGUCCCAACGAGUGCAGUGAUCAGGGUCGCUGUGUGGACGGCAAGUGCAUCUGUUUCCCUGGAUUCAGUGGACCGGACUGCAGUGAGUCCAACUGUCCCGGAAACUGCAACGACAACGGGAGGUGUGUGAACGGACAGUGUGUGUGCGAUCCUGGAUUCACCGGCCCGGACUGCUCCGACACGGCCUGUCCCAACAACUGCAACAAUCACGGGCAGUGCGUUAAUGGUAAAUGCGUUUGUGACAGCAGAUUCACUGGCACCGACUGCUCUGAGAAAUCAUGCCCAGGAAACUGCAACAACAAGGGGCGCUGUGUUAACGGACAGUGUGUCUGUAAUCCAGGAUUCACUGGACCAGAUUGCUCUAAAAAAGCCUGUCCCGAUAACUGCAACAACCGUGGACGGUGUGUUAACGGUAAAUGUGUUUGCCACAGCGGUUUCACCGGCGCAGACUGCUCAGAGGUUGCCUGUCCUGGAAACUGCAACAACAGGGGGCGCUGCAUCAACGGGGAGUGCGUUUGCAAAGAUGGUUUUGGCGGCCCAGACUGCUCUGAGAGAACAUGUCCUAAUGACUGUAACGACCGUGGGAAAUGUGUCAACGGUCAGUGUGUUUGCGACAGCGGCUUCACCGGUGACGACUGCUCUGAAGACUCCUGCCCGGGAAACUGCAACAACAGAGGGCGCUGCGUUAACGGUCAGUGUGUUUGUGAUGACGGGUUCACGGGUGCGGAGUGCUCUGAAAAGUCCUGCCCCAACAACUGCAGCAACCGGGGGAAGUGUGUAAACGGGAAGUGUGUUUGCAAUGUUGGCUUCGCCGGAACGGACUGCUCCGCCAAAGGCUGUCCUAAUAACUGCAACAACAAAGGGCGGUGCGUCAAGGGGAAGUGCAUUUGCCGGCGAGGGUUCACCGGACAGGACUGCAGUCAGUGUGAGGAAGGGAUGACCGGACCCAACUGUGAUACAGUGAUGUCAGGUGUUUCCCAGCUCAGCACUCGGGACAUCACAGAGACGUCUGUCACUCUGGUCUGGACUCCACCUGCUGUGCAGUAUGAGACCUACCACAUCACCUUCACCAGCCAGAAGGAGAGUGACCAGCAGAUAACCGCCCAGGUGGAGGGUGGCCUGACCACCUUCACUCAGACGGGACUGGCAGCCGGUCAGGAGUACAGCGUCACCAUCACUGGAGAAAUCGAUGGCAGGAGAGGAGCCGCGAGCUCCGCCGAAUUCAUGACCCUCAUCUCCGGUCCCACCAACCUCCGAGUCGUCAAGACGACCUCGACGUCUGCGGUGAUCCAAUGGGAGAAGUCGCAGGGUGAGAUUGACAGGUACCGUUUGACCAUCACGCCCAGCGAUGGAGCAGGGAGCAGUGAAGAAAUCACCGUCCCAGCUAACCAAGACUCCGCCCACAUUCAGCAGCUGGAGGCGGGGCAAUUGUAUGACAUCAUCCUUGUGGCGGAGAAGGGCACGAGUCAGAGCGAACCAACAACCACCCAAGCGGUUCCUGGGAAAUCAUUACCAAGGGUUACCACGGCAUCUUUGACCAGGCAGGUCACACUAGCACCGGGACAAGAUGUUGGCAACGUGGACCAAGGAUUUAACCCAUUACCUGAAGUGCAAGUCUAUGACCAACAGGGGAGGAAGGAGGAGGAGAGAGAGACUGACUCUGUAAAAGUUGGACGUAUCAAUGGACCUAACAAAGACUCCUCAGCUUCCGUGAUUGCAAGAACUAAACCUCUGGUCAGCAGGAUUAUGGCGAUAAAUGGCACCAAGCCCAAACUCACUCAAAGACUCACGUUGCCUGGGAAGCCAAAAUUCCAAGGGCCUCUCCGUUUCAACACAACCAGAGUUGUGCCCGGAGAAAGAAAGGUUGGCUAUGGCCCUUUGAAAAAGCCCCUAGUGGGGCAGAAGAAGAAAGCACCAAUAGUGCUCAAAAAACCUAAAACAGGUGCCCCCAAAAUAGGAAACAGGACAAUAACUUUGACUGUAAAAGAACCUAGCACUGAAGCAUCAAGCACUGAGAGGAGGGAUGACAAAAAUCCAGCUAUAAUGUCUGGAACUGAUUCAGAAACAAACAGACAAAGUAGCUCAGAGGAACCAAAAGAGCAACCAGAUGUUGGCAUGGCAAGCCAAGGAAAGGACACUGAUCCAGUGUCUUCAGAGCCAACUGGGACUUUUCAGAGCCAGGAGAAGAAAUGUCUGAACAAAAUUAAAGUGACGCACAUCAGAUUACCCCUUAAGGACAGAGGCAGCGGGUGUAGAGGGGAUGGGACAGUGUUGGUAGGAAACACAUUGGGUUCAGAUAAACGUCCCUUUGAAACAGAUGGUACGACCCUUUCUGAUCUGAAACCCUUGGCUGCAGAUACAGACGUUGACUAUUCACAAGAUCCUCUACAUAAACUCCUGACAGACACUUUUGACACUAUGAAUAUCACAACAUUUUCUGUUCACCUGUCCAAACCAGUUUUCACAGGACUGCAGCCACUGUCAUCAUUUUCGUCCUCAUCAUCAUCCUCAUCAACCUCACACUUAUCACCUACACCAUCAUCAUCCCUGCCAUCAUCUUCAUCCCCAUUGUCUUUAGCAUCAGCUUCACAAGUUUCAUCCUCAUCAACAGCAGCACCAUCAUCAUCUUUAACAUAUUUAAUUUCAUCAUCACCAUCACUUUCACCUUCGUCAUCAUCAAAAUUGCCAUCAUCGUCACUAACAUCACUAUCACUGUCGCAUCCGUCAUCUUCUUCUUCCAGCUCUGAUAAAUCAGAUUUAGUUGGAAGCAGUGAACUAGAUGCUGUUAACAGCAAAAGCAGCACUGAGUCUGCAUCAUCAGAAGGAAGACCACAGCCACCCUCAGGAGAAGGUGGCGUGCCUCUUUAUCGCCACACACCUCCAAAACGGGGCUUCAUACGUCGUCCACGCCCAAAUUUAGGUUUGUUUCACAACAAAACCCGUCUAAAUUCCAGAGUUCCUCACCGUUCCCCUCUUCCUUUGAACAUUAUCCCUAGAGAAGCGUCAGAGUCCAGACAUACAUCCACAAAUGAAUCUUCGUCUUCAUCUGUUUCAGAGGAAUCAUCUUCAGUUGAGGUAAAUACUCCAGUCAGGGAUGCAGGUGGGGACAAAUAUGGGGCAGCUACACCUGCAUUCUCUGGAGUUGAACAAAACCAGAAAAAGAUGCUGACAGAAAGAGGACGAAUCCCAGUUCGCCGCCCUCUUCCAAAGGAUGGAUUUGUGCGUCGACCCUUUCCAAACAUGGGAUCUCUUGAGAAUCGAAUUCGUUCAAGGCUCUUGACUCACCCCACUCAAACUUUAAAUCCCAAAACAGAGAUACAAAGACAAAAGAUAUCUCCCACUGAAUUGCCAGCCACUUCCUCUCCUGUUUCCAAAGAAUCCUACCCAGCUGCAGGUACAGAGCCAGUAGGAGAGGAGAAUGAAGAUAGAUCUGGGACUAAAAUCUCCACAACAAGUGUGUCCAAUGAGUUAAAUCAGACUCUUAGAGGUAGUGAAAUGCCUUCCUCCCAUCGCCCACCCACCAAAGUUGGUUACUUCCGUCGUGCCCAACUGUAUGGUGGACCUUUUCAAAACAGAACACGUCCAAACCUAAGACCACCUCAACAUCCAAACAGAGGUGUCAUGCGCAAACCUUUCCCAGUAAGAAAGUUGCAUGGAGGCUCUCUUGGAAGUCAAGUGAGCCAACUGCAAAAUGAUAGUACCCCUGAAAUCCAGGAUAACCAUUCAGGAAAACAGGAUGUCCCCAGGCCUACCCAAGAAGUCCAAAUUACACAUGCAGUAGAACAUGGAACUGCAGAUAUAAUUCCAAGUGCCAAGAUAGAUGACCAUGAUACCGUCAGACCAGAGAUCAAAUCAGAAAAGGAGGACAGUGUUCCAAUCCAAACUACUAAAUCUGGGGAAGGAGAAACUAGCACACCGGAUUCUAAUUUAGACUCUGACAUCCAGAAACAGAGAGUCGAUGCUGGUAAAAAUAAUGCCCCUACCGUUCGAGGUAAACCUGCUUACAAAAAAACUAACUCUGAUUCAAGAGCCUCAAGACCAGUCACACUUCCAAGGAGACAACCACCAACAAGAAUUAUGACAGGACAACAACGCACGCAGAUGAGACAAUACAUCAGUGGAAGCCAAAAGGGAGAAGAUCCAAAAAAAAAUAAUACUGCCAAAAAGGUGUUUGAACGGAAAAGCAGUGCUGAUUCCAAACCUCUGAUGGAAUCAGAUAUUUCUUCUACUGGAGUCACAAGGGAACCCCUGGACUACGUAGGAGUGACGAACCGCUCCUCAGAUGGAUUUACACUCGUAUGGGACUCUCCGGAAGGAAAGUACAAAAACUUUGUUGUGACUAGGAAGCAAGUUAGAAAAGUUGAAAAACCAAAAAAUGAGGAAAGGAAGAAAGAUCAGGACAGACAACAAGAGGACGUCAAUAAAGAGGAAGGAAAGCAUCUACCAACCAAAGAACCAGAAUCUGGAAGGAGCACUGAAGAUGAAAACAGAGUACCAGAAAGUGUCGAAACACAUAUUCCAGGGAUACAAAGCAGCACAACAGUUACACCUUCAUUAGAAAGUGAUAAAACUUUCAAAGAAGUUCUUCCUGGUUCAGCUCGCUCCCUCUACUUUGAGGAUCUGCCUCCUCAGACCGAGUACACCGUGACCUUGCUUGGAAAGGGUCCUGGCCUUCUGUCCAGACUGCACAAGCUUGUCAUCAGUACAGGCCCAGAGCCUCCAACCAACAUAAUCUUCAGUGAGAUGACAGAAAACUCUCUGACGGUGUCCUGGACAAAACCAAAGAGUCCCAUCAGUGGUUUCAAAGUCACCUACACCCACACUGAGGAAGGAGAGCCGGUGUCGGUGUCCCUGGACUCAGAGGAGUCCACCGUCAGCCUGUCGCAGCUCUCUCCUGGUUCUACUUACGAGGUCAGCGUCAUCUCCAUCCUCGGACUGGACGAGAGCGAUCCGAUCAAAGACACUGCCAUGACACUCCCUGACUCGCCUACAGACCUCCGGGCCAUAAACAUCACUGACACCAAGGCCUUGUUAUUGUGGCGUCCAGCGUUGGCUGCCAUCGAUAAGUACGCCAUCGUUUAUGGCUCGGGUACAGGUUCAGAGAUCAGGAUCACGGUGUCUGGAAACGCAGCGGAGCAUCAGCUGAGCGGCCUGGAUGAAUCCACCACCUACACCGUCACCAUCACCAGCCAGCUGGGCAGCCAGGAGAGCGCAGCAGCCACCACCAGCUUUACUACCACCAGUGGCUCUGGGAAGGACGGGGACGGGCCUCGAGAUCUCCAGGCCAACAAUGUGACCCCUCGCACCGCCCUGUUGUCAUGGAAACUACCCUCAAAGCCUGCUGGUAGCUACAGGCUGACCUAUGAGACUGAAGGUCACGAAAUUAAGGAAGUGAUAGUGGACGCCUCGGUGACGGAGUACAACCUGACCGGACUUCACCCUGGAUCUAAGUACACGGUGCAGUUACAGGAGGAGGGAGGAGGGGAGUACUCCACCAUUUCCACAGAGUUCACCACCGACCCCCUUAGGUUCCCCUUCCCCAGCGACUGCUCUCAGGAGCUGCUGAACGGCAUCAGGACGUCAGGCGAGGCCGAGAUUUUCCCUCAUGGGAGACAGGGGACACCGAUGAUGGUUUACUGUGACAUGGAGACAGACGGAGGAGGCUGGACGGUCUUCCAGAGGAGGAAGGACGGCUCGGUGGAUUUCUUCAGAGGCUGGAAGGACUACAUCAGAGGAUUUGGAGAUCUAAGUGGGGAGUUUUGGCUCGGCCUCGACAGACUGCACAACCUGACAGCAAUGACCAGGAUGAGUCUGCGUGUCGACCUGCGAGACGGACACGAGUCGGUGUUCGCCAAAUACUCAACGUUUGAGGUGGCCAGGAGGAACUACAAACUGACUGUGAACGGAUACAGUGGCACUGCAGGUGACUCUCUCAGCUACCACAACAACCGGAUCUUCUCCACCAGAGACCGUGACCUGGCACCGUUCAUCACCCGCUGUGCCAUGUCGUACCGAGGAGGCUGGUGGUACAAAAACUGCCACGAGGCGAACCUCAACGGCCUCUAUGGCAUCGACGUCAAACACCAGGGUGUGAUCUGGACCAGCUGGAAAGGAAAAGAGUUCUCCAUCCCGUUCACUGAGAUGAAGAUGAGACCAGCGUCCUUCAGUCCUCCAGCCAGAGGAUGAGAGAGAGAGAGAGAGAGAGCUUGCGACAAACAAUGAACUGCUAAAACACAUGCAUGGACAGCAGUGUGUCAAUUCAUGUGCAAACACACACGCAUGUGACCACACACACACAGCAGACUGAACACACACACACACACACACACACCGUCAUUUUAACAGAGAGCCUCGCUCUCACCUCAGAGGAGAUGAAGACGUAUUUUUUCAUUUGUAUAGAGGUCAGUUAUCAGUAUAUUACUGUUGAUUGUACAGUUUCCUCUGUUUUAUCUUUUGCUCUUUAAAGUAGGGCUGCUUAAACUAUAUUUAAAGGGUCACUUCACCCAGUACACAAAAACAUUUCCACAGGUGAUGUCUACCCAUGCAGAUACUUUUAGUUUCUUGUGCCAGUAUUUUGAAAUAUCUGAAACUUUUGCCACCAACCAAUGUAAUGCAGUUUUACCCGUGUAAACUGUUCUCAUCGCAUUUUCCAGCAGCGUGCUGCAGAAUCAGGUGCAGACAGCAAGCAACCGAGGGUAAGAAGGGACGAGAGUUACCGUAAUUACCUGUUUCCCCGCCUGUAAAUAGUGUCAACAUCCAUCCAAAUACAUCCAACUUCUAACUUACUGAUACAGAAGUGCCUGAAAACCCGUGCCUGUCAUUUUUACCUCAGUCAGUUUGAAACCAGGUGUAAGCAAGACUGAGAAAGUUUCAGCCAUAUUUUGUCGAAUUUUUAAAUCGUGAAGCACAUAUGUAAAAAUGUGUUUUUAUUACCAGUAUGUGGUUUUUGACGCACAGCAGAAAAAGAAAAAUCCUAUAGGUGUAAUACUGUUCAGCCAAUCAUUAAAUGACUACAUGUCGUUCAUUCAUUGGUCUGUUUGCACUAUUAAAAGCUAACCAUUGUGUUCCGCUUCCCUGUUUCUCUUGUAACUGAAGCUGAUGUUUGCAGCAGUUUUGUCAUUCUGGGUGUUCAUGUUGAUGAACGCUGCAGCUCAGACGUCACUUCCUGUCUGUGCAUGCAGGCUUUUCACCGUGCCUGAUGUAAAUAAAUAACUAACACACUACGUGCGACAUUGUUUGAAAUAGGAAUGAACAGAGCGUUACACUUACAGUAAAAUGCAGAAUCAUUAUUACAAUCAUUUGUUGCUGAUGUCACCAAAAUGUUUAAUUUUCAACAACUAAUAAAAACUGUUUUGUUUUUA